Molecule: messenger RNA, 1536 nt
Organism: Eimeria necatrix
Lineage: Eukaryota; Apicomplexa; Conoidasida; Eucoccidiorida; Eimeriidae
Exons: 4
Coding region: 1-1536 (511 amino acids)
Source: RefSeq, a predicted model, not a curated record
AUGGCAAGCGAAAGCUCCAGAAGAGUCACCCCCAAGGUGAACAUACACCUGAACAGCCCGAGGGGGAAAAGGGAAUUGGCAGCAAAGAAGGUCAGGGGCCCCCAAGGGGGCCCCCCAGCAGCAGCAGCAGCAGCAGCAGCAGCAGCAGCAGCAGCAAAGGGCCCUGAGGGCAAGCCAGGGGCCCCCGCCAAGGGGAACCCGCAGGGGGCCCCCGAGGCCAAAGGCAGCAGCAGCAGCAGCAGCAGCAGCAGCAGCAGCAGCACAGGGAAAGCCCCGAAGGGUGGGGAGGCGGCGGAGGCCCCGAAAGGGGACAAGAAGCAAGCAGCAGCAGCAGCAGCAGCGCAGCAGCAGCAAACCAACUCAAGCAGCAGCAAAGCGCCUAAAUCCACGGCCAAAGACAGUGCCAAGCAGCAGCAGCAGCAGCAGCAGCAGCAGCAGCAGCCCGAGGCGCGAAAGAGCCCUGCAGCAGGGACGAAGGAGACAGCAGCAGGAGCCAAGGAAGCAGCAGCAGCAGGAGCCAAAAAAGCAGCAGCAGCAGCAGCAGCAGCAGCAGCAGAGCCGGCAGAAACGAAGGCAGCUGCCAAAGCAGCAGCAGCAGCAAACUUCGUGAAGCCCCCAGCCCUCAAAGCCCCCCUAAAGAUAGCAGCAGCAAAAAAGCAAAACGCAGCAGCAGCAAAAAGCAUCACCAGCCUUAGACAGAGCCGCAGCAAACAGCUGCAACGGACGCAUCGGCAGCAGCAGCAUCAGCUGCAGCAGCAACGGCUGCAGCAGCAACAGCUGCAGCAGCAUCAGCAGCUUCAGCUGCAGCAGCAACAGCUGCAGCAGCAACAGCUGCAGCAGCAACAGCCGCAGCAGCAAAAGCUGCAGCAGCAACAGCAGCAACCGCGCCUCUCCCCAAGCGCGCCAGCAGCAGCAGCAGCAGCAGCAGCAGCAGCAGCAGCAGCAGCAGCAACAGCAGCAGCAGCUCUACGUUUUGGACCCCUUUCUGGCCUCUUAUCUGCUUCUCUGGGACUUUGUUUAAGCGAAAGCCAAGCAAAAGACACAAGAAGCAAAAGCAGCAGCACUGCAGCAGCAGCAGCACUACAGCAGCAGCAGCCAGCAGCCCUGCAGCAGCAGCAGCAGAAUCCCUACAGCAGCAACAGCUCUGCGACAACAGCAGCAACCCUGCAGCAGCAAGAGCCCUGCAGCAGCAGCCCAGCAACAGCAGCCCCCAGCAGCAGCAGCAGCCGUAGCAGCCCUGCAGCAGCAGCAGCAGCCCCCCAGCAGCAGCAGCAGCAGCAGCAGCAGCAGCAAGAUCCUCUUCCGCAGCAGCAGCAGCACUUCUCUCUCCGCUGCAGCCGUUGGGUUUUGAAAAUUAAACCGGAAAUGAAAUUUCUCGGAGAGCAGCAAAAGCCGAAAAGCCAGUUAGUGCAGCAAGGCGAAAGCUCUGGGAUCCGAUCCCCGAAGCGAUCCCGGGACGAUCCCGGACCCCACAACCCCACAGGGGGCUUUAUUUCUACUCCAAGAGUUCCCUUAAAACCACAAAAGCAGAACUGA